Molecule: messenger RNA, 1564 nt
Organism: Aureobasidium vineae
Lineage: Eukaryota; Fungi; Ascomycota; Dothideomycetes; Dothideales; Saccotheciaceae
Source: the annotation of a GenBank genome assembly
CCGUGUAAAGAUGAGUCCUCAGCAGAACGGACAAGAUGAACGGGAGCCUUUACUGCAGAACGGUCACGUUGAUGGCGGAGAAGGCGGGGAUAGUCGCGAGGUCAUCUCGUUCUCAGAGAAUGAUGCAAGUGACCCGAGACAGUGGCCAAGGAGAAGAAAGAUGAUCAAUGUAGGCAUUAUUGCCUUGAUGGCCAGUAAGUCGUAUCAUGUCCUUGUUGUUAGGAUGNUCCUUUCUCCUCUGGCAUCAUCCAUGUUUAGUCCUGGUAUUCAACAGAUAGCCGAUGAUCUCAACACCACCAAAGAUGCUGUGAUUGCCUGCACCACUGGCUUUGUCAUUAUGCUGGGUAUUGGACCUCUUAUCCUGGCUCCCCUUUCUGAAACUUUUGGAAGAAGGAAUGUCUACAUUUACUGCUACACUGCAUUCUCUAUCCUUCAAAUUCCGUCCGCGCUAGCUCCUAACAUUGCCACUUUGAUAGCUGUCAGAACUAUCUCAGGCUUCUUCGGUGCUGUGGCUAUCGCAAACGGUUUGUUAAAUCUGAUCCUUCUUGUUGAAAGGCUCAUGCUAACAUUUUAUANNGGUGGUGGCACGAUUUCAGACAUGUUUGUACCAGAAGAAAGAGCUGGUAUCUUCGGAUGGUAUCUUCUUGGUCCUCUACUCGGACCCACACUCGGUCCUCUGUUUGGCGGCAUCAUAGUGCAACGAGCAGGCUGGCGCUGGAUCUUCUGGACCACCACAAUCAUCUGCACCAUCAACACUGUAGUCGGCUACUUCUUCCUGCACGAGUCCUACGCGCCUGUUUUGCUAAGUCGGAAAAAGGCCAGCAUGGAGUCUGAAGAAGGAACUUCCGGCAAAUACCGCUUCGAAGGCGAAGACGACAGACCAUUGAGCAGGAAACUCGCUCACUCGCUGAAGAGACCUUUCAGAAUCAUCACGCAGCCGAUCGUGCUCAUCAUGAGUGCCUACCAAGCUCUCAUCUUCGGAACGACCUACAGCAUCUACACAAACAUGCAAGCCAUUUUUGAAGGCGACUAUGGCUUCAACACUGAACAAGUCGGUCUUCUCUACCUCGGUCCUGGUCUUGGCUUCCUGACUUCUGUCUGGUUCUUGGUGCCCCAAAUCGAUCGCGUGUACAAGAAACUUGGCGAACGCAACAAGUGCGAUCCAGUCCCUGAAUACCGUCUCCCUCUGGCAAACAUCGGUGCCGUGCUAAUCCCAAUCUCUCUCUUCUGCUUCUUCUGGGCUGUGGAGAAACAUGCACACUGGGCUCUUUGCAUCACCGCGACCUACUUCUAUGGUGUAGGCCAGGUUAUGAUUCUCAACUGCACGCAAAACUACUACAUCGACUCGUUUGAAAAGUAUGCUGCUUCUGCUAUUGCUGCUGGUGCAGUGUUCAGAAGUUUGUUUGGUGGUGUGGUACCUUUGAUUGCGCCUUCGUUGUUCAAAAGCUUGGGCUAUGGAUGGGGAGGUAGUGUGUUUGGAUUCCUUUCGCUGGCUAUUGCUCCUGCACCUCUUCUGUUCUACAGAUAUGGUGGCAUGAUCAGAGAGAAGUUUAAGAUCGAGCUG